This is a messenger RNA of Salvelinus fontinalis (brook trout), 3096 nucleotides long. RefSeq names its product nicastrin (gene ncstn). The transcript has 17 exons. Bases 85 to 2178 code for a protein of 697 amino acids. Gene Ontology annotation, biological process: Notch receptor processing; protein processing. Gene Ontology annotation, cellular component: membrane. The record is from RefSeq and is a predicted model, not a curated record. Lineage: Eukaryota; Metazoa; Chordata; Actinopteri; Salmoniformes; Salmonidae.
CCAUAGCGCUGACGUCAUCCACGUAGUCCUACCUCUUGGUUUUAAUAUCUAUGGUUUCACAGCGUUGUUUCUGAAACCAGGAAGAUGGGUUUGGAAUCGUCGAAAUGGGCUAUAAUAUUCUUCGUUUGUUGGGUUUACAAAAAUGUGAGCUGUAACUCUGUUGAGCAGAAGAUUUAUGUGGAGCUGAAUAACACUGUACCAUGCGUUCGACUGCUCAAUGCUACACAUCAGAUUGGCUGCCAGUCCUCGAUAUCAGGUGAUACAGGUGUGAUCCAUGUCUUGGAGUCUGAGGCAGAUCUCGAAUGGCCUUUGAGCAAAGGACCCAAUCCUCCUUAUAUGGUUCUGUUGGAAUCAUCCCUCUUCACCAGGUCCAUCAUGAUGAAGAUGAAGAAUGAAUCCAAUAGGGUAGCUGGGGUUGCAGUGGUGGUCCCAAAUACUAGCCCACCAGAGUUCUCGCCACACACGACAUGUCCCAAUGAGAACACAGGUGUAUACUCUGACAACUAUGGUCCUAAUUUGGCACACUGUAACACUACUGUAUGGAACCCUCUGGGGAACGGUCUAUCCUAUGAGGAAUUUGACUUCCCUGUCUUCUCCCUGAAAGAAGACAACGAAACAGAGUUCAUCAAACAGUGCUACUUGGACCAUAAUCGCGCAGUGAACGGCAGUGUCCCGCAGUACCCUUUGUGUGCCAUGCAGCUCUUCUCCCACAUGCACGCAGUCACCAAUACUCCAACCUGCAUGAGACGCAACGACAUCAACUUUAGCAUCAACCCAGAGAUGGUGUGUGACCCUCUGGGUGAUUAUAAUGUUUGGGGUUCCAUUCGGCCCUAUAACGACACCGUCUUGGGCCACAAGGAGAACGAGAGCGUUGUUAUAGCAGCAGCCAGGCUGGACAGCAGGGCAUUUUUCUGGGAGGUUUCAACUGGAGCAGAGGGAAGUAUCUCCGGGUUUGUCACUCUGCUUGCUGCUGCCCAGGCACUGCGUGAAGCCACUCACAAGGCCCCUCCCACACGGAAUAUCCUCUUUGCCUUCUUCCAAGGGGAAACCUUUGACUACAUUGGCAGCUCUCGGAUGGUUUACGACAUGGAGAACGGCAAGUUUGUGAUAGACCUGGACAAUGUUCACUCAAUACUAGAGAUUGGUCAGGUGGCCGUGCACAGUGGCACCAACCUCUUUCUCCACUCAGACCCUGUGUCCAGGAGUAACGACACUGUCAAUGACGAGGUUAAGAAUUUUGUGAAAAAUUUACAGUCCUCCACGGCUGGGCUCAGCUUCUUAUUGGUUGAGCCUAAUGUCUCUCAGCCACUCCCACCCUCCUCCCUCCAGCGUUUCCUGCGAGCUCAGCCAAUCCCUGGGAUUGUGCUUGCAGACCACGAAUCCGCUUUCAACAACAGGUACUAUGAGAGUUUUUACGACAAUGCUGCUAACCUGAACCUGACCUAUCCAUCUGACUUGAGUCCAGAGGAACAGCUGGAGUUUGUGACUGAAACUGCAAAGUCCCUUACUGACGUGGCUACGGUGGUUGCACGUGCUCUCUACAAGCAGGCCGGGGGAGACGAUUCCCAAGUCAACACCAUCAAGGCAGACCCCAAAAUAGUCACCCAGAUGCUGUAUGGGUUUCUGGUUAGUUCCAACAACAGUUGGUUUCAGGCAGUGAUGGCCCCAGAACUAAAGAACAUUCUCAAGCCCAGCCCACCAGAGUACUAUGUUGGUGUUGUCAUGUCUUCCACUCCAACUCGUCUGGUCCAGUACCUCCUGGCCAAUUUAACUGGAGCAGCCACCAACCUCACCCAGAGUCAGUGCCAGAAGCCAGAUGAGCUGCCGAACGAGAGCAGACAGAUGUACUCCUAUCUCUGGGUUCAGGGCAUUGUCCCACCCAACAGCACCCAGAGGGAUUCUUUCUGCGUACGUGCAUCGGUACGCCUGACCAAAGCAGUGUCCCCUGCCUUCGAGCUGGGAGAGUAUGCUUCUAAAGACUAUUCCACGUGGACAGAAUCACGGUGGAAGUUCAUCAAAGCUCGAAUUUUCCUAGUAGCGAGCCGGGACUUGGAGAUGCUGACCUUAGGCGUGGGAGUGGCUGUGUUGUUCACAUCCCUACUGGUGACAUACUUCAUCAGCACCAAGGCAGAUGUCCUCUUCAGCUCCACGAGGGAACCCGCUAGCGCCGCCUAUUGAUUACCUCCAGGCGUUUUAACCUGUGACCAGCGACCACUACUCUCCCAACCAAACAGGAACAAACAGCAUUUUUUUUUUUUUUUUUUCACACGAUAGGCAGACAGGCAAAGAAGUUAAGCAGAAUAGAUUGUUUUAUCUGUGUGAGCCUGAUGGAUUUACACAGAUGAGGUUUAACACAUAACUGGAAUUGACUGGCCCGGAUGCAUCCGGACUCAUCAGGGUCAGAUUGCACUGGUCUAUGCCAGUGUAAAAGAUGUUCAUAUUAAUUUUUUUGUUCAGUCAAAUAAUGUUUUGUUUACUGUAUCAAUGAAGUAGGCGUUAAGCUUUGUUUGAAUGUGUGUGCUUGCGUGCGUGCGUGCAAUGUGUGUUAGUGGGAGGUGAGUGAGUGCUUGCAAGCGUGUGCAAGUGUAUAUGUUGAGGAUGUGGUUGUAGUAUGUGCAGUACCUUUCUUUUCUCUGUCUGUAGUAUACUGAUCUAUAAUUUCUAGGGAGAAUGAAACCUUACGUCUGGCAAAUAGACUUUGGAUGUGGGUUUAGCUGAAUGACCACUACAGCUGUUUUCACACAGGCAGCCCAAUUCUUAUAUUUACAUCAGAUCUUUUUCAGAGCUGAUCUCAUUGGUCAAAAGACCAAUUAGUGAAGAAAAUAUCAGAAUUGAGUGUCUGAACACAUCCUGAUAUGCAUUAAAAUGUGUAUGUCAAAAUGGUAUUAUUUUAUUUUGUUUGCAGUCUAUAAAAAUCUACUUUGUUAUUUUAAAUCUAUUAAUAAUUUGCAGGAUCAUGCCCCCCAGAGGUUUUUAUGUAUUGAUGGAAAAGUCAAAUGAUACGGGGUGUGUUUGUAAGUGAAGGUGAUCUCUGACCAACAGGGGAAUAAAUGUGAUUAUUGCCUUGAUAACUAAAUAAACAUGGCUUUUCCAAUC